AUUCCCCCCUUUUUCUCCUCAUUAUUUUAUUUCCCUUCUGACUUUCACCCUUUCUGUUGCUCACUCCAAAAUCCCAACCAAUCUUUUAUUCCCUUUUUAAUAUUCUUCCUCCUCCUCCUCUGGACGUGCGCACAGCAAAACCCACGUCGCCUUCUGCGCUGCUUCUCUUCUUUCUUCAUCAUCUUCCGGGUUUCAAUCGGAUUGCUGCUCUUAUUCUGGUCUUACAGAUGCGCCUGUUUCUGGGUAUUGCUGUUGAAUGGAGUUUCCAAAGCUCAAGUAGAUGAGAGUUUACGAAAAGAUUCUGCAAUGGGGCAUAUGAACUUAGAGAAGAAAUGGCUGUUUCCUCUUGUGAUAAGCUCCCUAAUAUGCAUAUUCCUCCUUGCUACUACCUUCAACAUGGGUCUAAUCUCUUCUAUCCAUACAUUCAAUUCAAUCUUCUUAAUGCUCCCAUCUCCAUUGCCCACAAACCAAACUAACCCAACGUUAUUUGCCGAGACGAAAGUUGCAAGAUCGCCACCGACGAACCCUGCAUCUAUGAUUCCACGAUUCGGUUACCUGAUUUCAGGGUCGAAAGGCGACUUAGAGAAGCUAUGGAGAACUCUUAAAGCACUUUACCAUCCAUUGAAUCAAUACGUUGUUCAUUUGGACUUGAAGUCACCUCUAGAGGAGAGGUUGGAGCUUGCUUCAAGAGUAGCAAAUGAGUCGAUUUUUGUUGAGAUUGGGAAUGUUUUUAUGAUCACCAAAGCAAAUAUGGUUACUUACAGAGGUCCAACAAUGGUGGCUAAUACCCUCCAUGCUUGUGCUGUUCUUCUUAAGAGGAGCAAUGAUUGGGACUGGUUUAUUAACCUCAGUGCCUCAGACUACCCGCUCAUCACUCAAGACGAUCUUCUUCACACUUUCUCACCUCUAGAUAGAAAUUUGAACUUCAUUGAACACACAAGCAAGUUGGGAUGGAAAGCGAGUAAGCGAGCAAUGCCGUUGAUGAUAGAUCCUGGAUUAUACAAAACAACCAAAUCAGAUGUUUUUUGGGUCAACCCACAACGACCUCUCCCCACAUCAUUCAAGUUGUUCACUGGAUCGGCAUGGAUGGUUCUAUCUCGUUCGUUUGUCGAGUAUCUCAUCUGGGGUUGGGACAACCUUCCUAGAACACUUCUCAUGUAUUACUCAAACUUUGUUUCCUCCCCAGAAGGCUACUUUCACACUGUGAUCUGCAACGAGCCUGAGUUUGCCAAAACUGUAGUUAACCAUGAUUUGCAUUACAUCUCUUGGGAUGUGCCACCACAACAGCAUCCUCAUGCCCUCACCAUUAACGACACCGAAACAAUGAUAGCCAGCGGUGCUGCCUUUGCUCGAAAGUUUCAGCGAGACAACCCUGUUCUGGACGAGAUUGAUCAGGAGCUACUGAGACGUGAUGACAAAGGGAGUUUUACCCCUGGUGGGUGGUGUUCUGGUAAGCCUAAAUGCUCGAAAGUCGGAAACCCGUUUAAGAUCAAGCCAGGGCCAGGAGCUAAGAGGCUUACCCGCCUCGUAAAAAAGCUAACUUCGGCUGCUAAAGUAGGUGAAGGUCAGUGUAAAUAGUCUUAGCUAGAAGAAAUAUUGAUAGUGCAAAGAUAAAAGUUCCCAUGUCACUGUGAUUCUCUAAUCAUAGUUGUUGUUAUCGUUCGAUAACAUUCAUGUUGCCGUUCUUCGUUCUUGUUUCUCGAUCUGUUUCUUGUUCUUCGUUCUUCUAAAUGAGAAACAACACAUGUUUGAUAAUGAUUAUAAUCACCUUUCUGUGUAAAA
Messenger RNA from Cucurbita moschata (crookneck pumpkin), 1782 nucleotides. Its product is annotated as beta-glucuronosyltransferase GlcAT14A-like. Gene Ontology annotation, cellular component: membrane. The record is from RefSeq and is a predicted model, not a curated record. The transcript is spliced from 5 exons. Gene Ontology annotation, molecular function: glucuronosyltransferase activity. Bases 307 to 1578 code for a protein of 423 amino acids. NCBI's taxonomy places the organism in Eukaryota, Viridiplantae, Streptophyta, Magnoliopsida, Cucurbitales, Cucurbitaceae.